AAAAAAAUCAGAACUCCUGGAUAUGACUGACGCUGGCUGCCGAAGAGGAGUUUACUUUUUUACCCAAAAUGUGCCGAAAACAAGCAAACAAGUCACACACACGAGAAGAAGGAGUUCCCGGUCGGUUCGUUUGGAUUAAACUCCAUCCACGCUCGGCUGGACGACCACGAUAUCCAUGAGGAUGUGAUUUAUUUUUGUUCGGUUCGGCUAAGGAGCAGCCAGGAGGCAAGAAGUGAUACCAUAAAGGAGUGAAGAAAUAACACAAAACCUGAAGGGGUUUGAACCGAAGUUAUGAAAAUGACCGGAGCCAUGGAAACUUCUUUUAAGCUGGCUUUAAAGAAGCCGCCCCUCUUCCGGACGGCAGAGGAUCUACACAUCAUCUAUUGUCACCUCUACCAAAUGGACGUCCUCUCACACCUCAGGGAACAUCAGCUGAGGUCGAUGUGCACCUCCGCCAGGUAUGAGAGACACGAGGCCAACCAUUACCUGUUUUAUCCAGACACCCUCGCCACCUGUUGGUACAUCCUGCUCUCUGGAUCCGUCUUCGUCAAGGAGGACAUGUACCUGGCUAGGUGCUGUUUUGGCAAGCAGCUGGGUGGCAGGCGAGGCUGUGAAUGCAUCACUUUGGAGCCAUCAGAAAUGAUUGUGGUGGAUAACGGCACCGAGGGGGACGACAGCUUCCUGCAGAGAGACGGGUCCCAGCGGCGCUCCAGGCGGCGCUUCAGGAGGGUCAACCCGAAAGGAGAGCGGGAACUCAUCACUGAUGGCCAAGAACCCGGCAGCUACAACAACACGGAUUAUGUCAACAACAAGCUUCCUGCCGAUCUCAAUAAGAUGCACCUGACAGACCACGCCCACCAGCAGGUGAUGCACAUGGCGCCCAGCCAAUCAGGGUGCAGCAUAACCAGCGACUCGGGCAGCAGCAGCUUGUCAGACAUUUACCAGGCCACAGAGAGCGACCUGGGAGACGUGGACCUGUCUGGACUUCCAGAGGCUCCAGUGGACAGCGAGGAAGAGGAGGAGGAGGAUGAAGACCUGGAGAGAGCGUCAGACGGACUUCUGGGCCGGGACCUGGUCCGAGAGUGUCUGGAAAAAGACCCAGCCGACCGCAACGAUGACGACAUCGAACAACUGCUGGAGUUUUUGCACCAGCUGCCUGCGUUCGCCAACAUGACCAUGUCUGUACGGCGAGACUUGUGCAGCGUCAUGGUGUUUGAGGUGGUGGAGCAAUCUGGCACGGUCAUCCUGCACAACAAACAAGAGCUCGACCACUGGUAUGUGAUCUUGAAUGGAGCCGUGGAGAUCAGCCAUGCAGAAAGCCGAACAGAGACUCUUUGUAUGGGGAACAGCUUUGGCAUCUCGCCCUCACUGGAUAAGCAGUACAUGAACGGAGAAGUUCGCACCAAAGGAGAUGACUGCCAGUUCGUCUGCAUCGCCCAGGAGGAUUACUGGCGGAUCCUCAACCACGUGGAGAAAAACACGCACAAGGUGGAGGAGGAGGGGGAGAUCGUGAUGGUGAAGGAGCACCGCGAGCUGGACCGCAGCGGCACCAGGAAGGGACACAUCGUCAUCAAGGGAACUCCAGAGCGUCUGAUCAUGCACCUGGUGGAGGAGCCGUCGGUGGUGGACCCCACCUACAUCGAGGACUUCCUGCUAACCUACAGGACCUUCCUGUCCAGUCCCAUGGACGUUGGCAGGAAACUGCUGGACUGGUUCCAGGUGGACUGCUUCCGGGACACGGUGACGAGAAUAGUGCUGCUUUGGGUCAACAACCACUUCAACGACUUUGAGGGCGACUCGGCCAUGACCCGCUUCCUGGAGGAAUUUGAGAAACAUCUAGAAACAUCAAAAAUGAAGGGUCAUCUGAGGUUGCUGAACAUUGCCUGCGCAGCCAAGGCGAAGUGGAGGCAGAUCACGCUGCAGAAGGCGUCCAGGGAGUCGCAGCUGCAUUUCAGCGUGCAAGGAGGCAGCGAGAGAGGAUUCGGCGUCUUUGUGGAGUCGGUGGAAGAAGGAAGCAAAGCGGCAGAGACCGGACUGAAGCGGGGGGAUCAGAUCAUGGAGGUUAAUGGUCAGAACUUUGAGAACAUCGCCUUGUCCAAAGCCGUGGACAUCCUGAGAAAUAACACACACCUUUCCCUCACCGUUAAAACCAACAUCUUUGUGUUCAAAGAGCUGCUGAGCAGGAUCAUGCACGAAAAGAAAAACGGUGGCCCUCACAUUCCUAAGAUCCAGGAGAAGAAAGGCAACCGUUUCUCCAUCGCCGACUUUUCCGGAGACAUCGAGUUCCCCACGGACAGCAAAAGCACCCGGAAGAUGAAAGCCAACACCGUGUCGGGGGGACGCAACAAGAUCAGGAGGAUGCUGGAGAAAACGCGCUUCAGCAUCCUACCGCCCAAACCGUUCAGUGAUGGCGGCCUGGGUCAGAGUCAGGAUGACAGCAUCGUGGGCACCAAACAGUGUCGUCACAGCGUCGCCAUCAUGCCCAUUCCUGGAAACCUGUCGUCAAGCAGCCCUGACCUGCUGCAGCCGGCGACCAGCGUACUCGACUUCUCCAACCCCGCCGCCCUUGGAUUGUACUACAUCCCAGACCAGGUGAUCCGCGUGUUCAAAGCAGACCAGCAGAGCUGCUACAUCAUCAUCAGCAAGGACACAACAGCCAAGGACGUCGUCACCCACACUGUCAACGAGUUCGGCCUCCUGGCGCCGCCGGAAACCUACUCCCUGUGCGAGGUGUCCGUCAGCCCAGAGGGCGUCAUCAAGCAGCGCCGGCUUCCCGACCAGCUCUCCAAACUGGCCGAUCGGAUUCAGCUGAACGGCAGAUACUACCUGAAGAACAACAUGGAGACGGAGACGUUGUGUUCAGAUGACGACGCUCAGGAUCUGCUCAGGGAGAGUCAGAUCUCCCUGCUGCAGCUCAGCACCAUGGAGGUCGCCGCCCAGCUGUCAAUGAGAGACUUUGAACUCUUCCGAAACAUCGAGUCCACAGAGUAUGUGGAGGACUUGUUCAAGUUGGACUCGUCUGCUGGGUGUACAAACCUGAAACAGUUUGAGGAGGUGAUAAACCAGGAGACCUUCUGGGUGGCCACUGAGAUCCUGAAAGAGCCAAACACCCUGAAGAGGAUGAAGACCAUCAAGCACUUCAUCAAGAUCGCUCUGCACUGCAGAGAGUGCAAGAACUUCAACUCCAUGUUCGCCAUCAUCAGUGGGCUCAACUUGGCACCGGUGGCUCGGCUGCGAAGCUCCUGGGAGAAAUUGCCCAGUAAGUAUGAGAAGCUGUUUGAGGACCUGCAGGACGUCUUCGACCCGUCCAGGAACAUGGCCAAGUACCGCAACGUGCUGAGCAGCCAAAGCAUGCAGCCGCCCAUCAUCCCGCUGUUUCCUGUGGUCAAGAAGGACCUGACCUUCCUGCAUGAAGGCAACGACUCCAACGUUGACGGCCUUGUGAACUUUGAGAAGCUGAGGAUGAUCGCGAAGGAGAUCAGACAUGUGGUGCGGAUGACCUCGGCCAACAUGGACCCGGCCCUGAUGUUCAGACAGAGGAAGAAGAGGUGGAAGAGUUUAGGGUCUUUGAGUCAAGGCAGCACCAACUCCAACAUCCUGGACGUUCAGGGUGGAGCCCAUAAGAAGCGCGUGCGCCGCAGCUCCCUGCUGAACGCUAAAAAGCUUUACGAAGACGCUCAGAUGGCCAGGAAGGUGAAGCAGUACCUGUCCAACCUGACGGUGGAGACGGACGAGGAUAAACACCAGAUCAUGUCCCUGCAGUGUGAACCGUCUUACAACACAUUGGGCAAAAAUCUGAGCGAGAGGCGAGCAAACAAGUCGGACAUGUCUCCGGUGUCCCUCAGGGCGACGUUACCUUCAGGGAAAACUCAGAACAGGGUGUCACAAGUCCUGCAGGUCCAGGUGCCUCUGAACCCUCUGAGGAAGAAGAGCGUUGCCAAGGACCUCGGCGCCGCCAACUCAAAUUCUCCGCAGGUGGUGAAGAAACCUUCAGCGAACUCGUCAGAUGAGUGGAGCGCCAAGAGACCGUCUGAUGACGCCGUCUCCACGGUGUCGUCACUCCACUCCAGCCCCACAGUGUCGCCUCAGGGCUCGCCACGCAAAGUGGGUGGCGCCGCAAAAUCGCAGAACUCCAGCCAGAUGAACUUAUCGGGAUCCUCGUCGUCGCUGACCAGCGACGCCAGCACAAAGACGGGCACCAUCAGUCUGCGCAGCUACGGCAUAGGUUGUCCCCUCCUCCCUUCUGCCAAGUCGGACAACCUGUCGGACUCCAGCCACAGCGAGAUCUCGUCCCGCUCCAGUAUCUGCUCUGUGGACUCGGCCCAGGCCUCCGGACCGGACGACCGCUGUAACCGGGCCGGUUCCGGUACUGCUGCCACCGUUGCUGCUAACGCUACGGCUGCGACGGCUGCUGUGGUCGCUGAGGGCACAGCGGCGUUAAAUGCACACUUAACUGCUGAUUACAGCCAGCCCAGCACAAGCUCUUCACUCGUGGCUCGAGGAGGACAAGCAGCGCGACCUUUCACCUCCUCCCUCUCCACGGAGGAGCUGACUCCGGACCACGCCUCCCUGUCUCUGGACUCGGUGGUGGACAGCGGCCGCGGCAGCUGGACUUCCUGUUCCUCCAACUCUCACGAAUCCUUCCAAAUCCUCCCCGCCUCGUCCUGCCGGCCCUGGGACCACGGCAUCCACGGCCACCCGCUCUCCCUCCCCCACUCGCACCUGAGCGGCUUCAAACUCCCGGCGCUGGGCCGGACGACGGCUGAGGCGGACGCCGCCGGGCCCUCGUGGGCCGGCGACGCCGCCGCCGGUCGCCACACCAGAGACUCCAGCUCAGAUCUGAGCGUCGCGGCGUGGGAGAGCCGGACGUCGUCGGGCUCCCUGUCGGACAACUACGAGGGGAAUUACGGAACGAUAAGGCGGCGAAACGCCUCGGAGUUUCCUUCCUCGCCGGCCAACGAGGAAGGAGGGCAAAGCGCAGACGCCUCGUACAAAACGGUGACGUCGAGCACAGAGAAGGGCCUGAUAGUGUACUGUGUCACGUCCCCCACUAAGGACGAGCGUUACCGAGCUCCCCCUCCCACCCCUCCAGGCUACCAGGGUCUGGCUCUGGGCGACCUCGGGGUCGCAGACGGAGUAGCCGGCGGGCCGGGGUCUCCGGCCCCCCGACCCCCUCACCUCAGGCCUCCAGACUACAGCGUGGCCCUGCAGAGGAGCAAGCUCCUGCAGAGCCCCGGAGCGGCCAGCGGGCUGGCCGAGGCGCGGAGGCUUCAGCUCCGAACGGCCAGCCCCAUUCAGGGCCCGUCCAGACCGCCCAGCGCCGUCCCCCCAGCCCAGGACCUGGCUGACAGCGAGGACGAUGAGCAGGUGUCGGCGGUGUGAAGUCAUCAGCCUGGGGUCAUCAUGUGACCUCUGGACUUUUAUGGACCCGUUUCACAAAUCAGAGAUUUUAGAGACUUUUUUUAAAAUGAGAACUUGUGAACAAAGCUGGAAGAGGCGAUGGCAUCGCAGGAGACAGACGUUUAUCAACAGAAGGACAGAGAGACGACAUUUAUGCCUCGCUGGAAAACCGGACCGCCGUACCUCCGUUCGCUCUCCAGGCUCCCUCCGCUGCACGUUUACUCGUCUUUGCUUUAACUCGACGUUUUGCUUUAAUCAGCUGGAUUUAUGAGCUUGCAAAUGUGAACUCCUUGGUUUCAUUCUUUUUAACUUGAAUGUAAAUUAUGAAGAUCCACAGCUCUCAAAACAAAUGAUUCAGAGAGUUUUAAGUGUUUUGAGAUUUUUCUUUUGCGUUCCCUCACAAUAAGUUAUCAAAAACAUUCUGCUCUGUUUUACAGCCCAAAUGUCACCUAUUUAAAUUUCACACAUGCACAUUUAAAGAAAACGUGUUCAUACAUUCUUAAGUACUUGGUGCAUAAAUCUGAUUGAAAAUCGAUUUAUUAACUGCAUGUUUACAUUUGUUUGUAUCUGAGAUGUAGAAACGACUCUUUGAACAUUUCGGACUACAAACACAAAAAAAAAUCUAUCAAAACUGACUUUAAAAUAACACAAUAGUUUCUGUCUUUAUCCUAGAAGGAAUGGAAAGAGAGCUGUUGUAUUUUACUGGGAUGCUGCUGGUGGAUUUUCAUCCUAAAUAAGAAGAUAUAGAACAUCAGGUAUCUCAAAAACCAGAUAUUAAUGAACAGAUAAUAGCAGAAAGACGUUCAGUAUUCAGUUAUGAUAAAUUAUUGUGAGGGAACACAAAAGAAAAAAAAUCAUCCAUAGUUUUCUAAUCAUUAAAACCUAAAAGGCACUGAUAAAUAUUUUUCAAAAGGUGAAAAAAGAGAAAAUCUUCAGAAAUCUCUCAUGUCUGUGUAGCACUUCCUGUCCCGUCGUUCUGAAACUUUGCGUCACUUUCUCCUCCUCGUUGUGUGUGUGUCUGUGUGUGUGUGUGUGUGUGUGUGUGUGUGUGUGUCGCUGCUUCCUGCUCGUUCUAUAAAACCUGGAUUAAAAUUCGGUUUUAAUGAGCUGAAGAACAAAUGCCUCACUGCCUCCUGCAGAGUAAAAAACCCUCAAUUUAUUGCAGCCGCUGUAAUAAAACAAUAAAUUAACACACACACACACACACACACACACACACACACACACACACACAACCAAAAGGACAGUGUUUACGUGGAGACGUGUGUGUGUUUUGUGUGCAGUGUUUACUGGUUGUCUGUGGAGUUACGAGCUUCUUUGUUGCACCUCGUCUGGGUGAGAAGAGCUACAAAAUAAUGCUGCGUCAGCAAAAAAUAAUGCUGCAUUAUAAACAAAUUUACAGCUGAUCCCUCUGCAGCCUGACUGGCUUACAUCUCUCAAAAUACGUGUAUUUUGUAUAAUAUGUAAAGAAAAUGCUGGAAGAUUUGUUUUGGAAGCAGGAGCAGAUUUGUACAGAAAUAAUUUUUUUUAGUUUUUAACUGGAAUCUUUUUUUUUCCCUCUCUCCGUCUCUGUUCUGUUUGCUUCCUGUAAUUUGCUUUUGCCACACAAAGACUUGAAAUGAUCACUGCUAAUGUAAGUAAGUAUAUACUGAUACUCACAGCAGAUUUAUAAAUUUGUACAUAUAUAUUUUUGCUGUUCCUUUGCCAUAAUUUAAUGUAAACUGAGUCUGUAUAAAUGUGCAGAGAGGAUAUUUUUGAAUAUUUGUGUUGAAAGUUUUGGAGUCUAAAGGAAUUAGUUUUGGUUCUUGUCAUAUUUUUGACCCGUUCUCCCCGUUUUGAUGCUGUUUGCUGAAACUUUGGAUCUUUGAGUGAAAUUGCUGCUGAGUUUUGGGAGGAUGUAGCAGAGUGUGUGUGUGCGUGUGUGUGUGCGUGUGUGUGUGUGUGUGUGUGUUUGUGUGUGUGUGUGUGUGUGUGUGUGUCUGUGUGUGUGUGUGUUUGGGAUCAGAACAAGUCUUUUUCUUUUAUUUGAGUUGCUCAGUGCUUCGCUGCUCUCACAUUAUUUCCAACUCACAACGUUUGUAGUUGCAGUUCUGCUUUGGAGGCUCCUGCCUUGGUGACGCCAGGCGAGUUCAUGCAAACUCCCGACGCUGAGAGGAGCUUUUUGUUGCCUGGAUGUCUGAACUAAAGAGAAAAUCCUCGCUCUAAUUCCACACUCAGCUAAACAUAAAACUCUCUCUCUGCUUGCCUGAAAGCUUUUAUUUUGGCCCUCACCUCUUGGUAUUUUGUCGUUAAUGUCACUUUGACGUUUUGCACAACUGCUUUACUUGUAUUCUUAAACUGAAAUCAGUGUUAAAGAAAUGACAGAAUUUUGUGCAAAGUUUUUCAGAUUCCUUCUGAAAGAGAGAAAUAAUGAAAACAGUCUUUGUUAAACAAAGUAUUGAUAAUAUUCUAAAAUAAAACAAUAAAUAAGUGAACUAGCUUUGCGAAAACGUGACUCUUUAAGCCAAAUUUUCCAAAUCCAGUUUGUUCUGUUACAGGUAAUAUUAAAGUUCAAAUUAAUACAGAAAGCAACUCUGAUCUUCUUGUACCUGCACUGCAAAACAUAAACUCUUUCCAAGUUUAGUCUGGUUUCUAGUGCAAAUAUCUCAGAGGACUUGAAAUAAGACAAAACUCAAUUACAAGUAACUCUUCAGCAAAAUAGAAGAGAUUGUUUUAAGUCAUAAAAUACUUAAUAUUGAUGAAAAUCUUCUGGUUCCACUAGCAGAUAAAUUCACUGAGAACAGACAUUUUUUCCAUAUCAUGAGUGAAAUAAUAUGAAGGAAUUAUUGACUCAUAAUAAUAGCAUUAUCUUGUUGAAAGGUUACUUAUGAGUUAGUUUUUUCUUAAGGUAUUUGCACUAAAAAACAGACUAAAAUUACUUGGUAAGAUUUAGUGUUUUUGCAGUGUGCUUUCUUAUUGAAGUCCUGCUCUCUCUCGCUGUCCUGCAGCCAGGAGGAGCUGCAGUGAGUUCCUUUUAAAAAUCUCCUUUAAGCUUCAUUCAUUCAGGAAUGGCCAACAUUUUGAACAGUUGUUCAAGUUUAAACAACCGUUUUCUUUUUAUUAUUGAAUCUUUGAGCUGAAAAGUUAAUUUCUUGAUUUUUACUUCAGUAAAAAUUGUUUAAAAAAAAAAAGUUUGAUUUUUUUCAGUUUUUUUCUCCUUUGUUCAUUUUAAUCCACAUAUUCUUAGAACUCAGAAAUGCUAAUUAGUGUUUUUUCUGUUAUCAAAAGCCCCAGCUGUAGUGUUUCCUCUCUAAAAGAGCAAAAUGAACACAUGAAUGUGUUUCUUUGAAAAUAGAACGAGAAAAACAACAAUUCCCUCACCUCAGAAAAUAAUUUAGCCCUUUGUUCCUUUGUUUCCUGGAACGCAAUAAGAGAGACGUGGAUGUGUGUUUUUGUGUGUUUGUGUAAACGUCUUCUGGCAUUACAGCAGAAAUGCACAAUAAGCUUAAAUGUGGAGAGUGAGCUGCACAAUCUUGUACAGAGGUAUUAACUGGUCUGUGGCUAAACGUCGGCUUCUCGUCUCUCACCUAUAGAUGUUGUAACUUAUGUCUUUUAGAAAGACAGACAUGAAUUUAGCUUGUACGCUUUUUAUCUAUUUUUUACAAGUGAUUGUAAAUAGUUGUUAUAUUUUUGUUUAAAAGAAUGUUUAAAAAAUGAACCAUUAACUUUUAUUUCUCGGAGUCUACUGAUAUUAAUUUGGACAAUGAAUAAAAUGUUAAACUGA
Gambusia affinis (western mosquitofish) is the source of this 9163-nucleotide messenger RNA. Its product is annotated as rap guanine nucleotide exchange factor 6-like. Gene Ontology annotation, biological process: positive regulation of GTPase activity; Ras protein signal transduction; positive regulation of ERK1 and ERK2 cascade. Bases 292 to 5382 code for a protein of 1696 amino acids. The record is from RefSeq and is a predicted model, not a curated record. Gene Ontology annotation, molecular function: guanyl-nucleotide exchange factor activity; protein binding. Gene Ontology annotation, cellular component: apical plasma membrane; endocytic vesicle; plasma membrane. NCBI's taxonomy places the organism in Eukaryota, Metazoa, Chordata, Actinopteri, Cyprinodontiformes, Poeciliidae. The transcript has 34 exons.